Messenger RNA from Ceratotherium simum simum (southern white rhinoceros), 2463 nucleotides. It is a transcript of the gene ATOH8, whose product is annotated as atonal bHLH transcription factor 8. The record is from RefSeq and is a predicted model, not a curated record. Gene Ontology annotation, cellular component: nucleus. Gene Ontology annotation, molecular function: protein dimerization activity; DNA-binding transcription factor activity; E-box binding. Lineage: Eukaryota; Metazoa; Chordata; Mammalia; Perissodactyla; Rhinocerotidae. Gene Ontology annotation, biological process: anatomical structure morphogenesis; positive regulation of transcription by RNA polymerase II.
UUUAAAGGCGCUCGCGGCUCGGGCGGCCGGGGCUGGGGAGGCGGCGGCGGCGAGAGCUGCCUCCUCUCCGGGCGGCGGCGCUGACUGAUCUCGCGAACCCGGCUUCUGUGUAAACUGAGGCUAAACAAACACAGAUGGAGCGCAGCGGGCGUUCUCCAGAAAUGCUGGCAGGGCGGCAGCGACUUCAGAUGACACUCUGAGCGCUCCGGGAACGGACUGCCCGGCGGCUUCGCGGAGCCGGCGGCGCAGCUGCCCCGGGCGAGGGGGAGACAGGGAGAGAGGGCGGGAGGAGGGCGGGAGAGACAGAGAAGGGGGAGAGCUGGAGACUCCGAGGCGCUGAGCGCGGCGGCGGCCGGGCAGAGCCGGCGCGCAGCCUGCAGAGCGAGCGCGGCGGGCGCGCGUCCCGGGCACCCCACGCCCCUGCCUCGCGCGCUGCCCGAGCCAUGAAGCACAUCCCGGUUCUCGAGGACGGGCCGUGGAAGACUGUGUGCGUGAAGGAGCUGAACGGCCUCAAGAAGCUCAAGCGGAAAGGCAAGGAGCCGGCGCGGCGCGCAAACGGCUAUAAAACUUUCCGAUUGGACUUGGAAGCGCCCGAGCACGGCGCCACCGCCACCAACGGGCUGCGCGACAGGACCCAACGGCUGCAGCCCGUCCCGGCCCCGGUGCCAGCCCCAGUGGCGCCGGCCGUUCCCUCAGGUGGGGGCGCGGACACAGCCGGGGAGCGCAGGGGCGCCCGGGCGCCGGAGGUCUUGGACGCGCGGAAACGCGGCUUCGCCCUGGGCGCAGUGGGGCCGGGACUGCCCACGCCGCCGCCACUGCCGCCGCCUCCAGCGCCCCAGGGCCAGGUACCUGGGGCUCCUGAGGCACAGCCUUUCCGGGAGCCCGGCAUGCGUCCCCGCAUAUUGCUGUGCGCACCGCCUGCACGCCCCACGCCGGCCGCGCCCCCUGCGCCCCCGGAGUCCUCGGUGCGCCCCGCGCCCCCCACGCGCCCCGGGGAAAGUUCCUACUCGUCAAUUUCACACGUAAUUUACAAUAACCACCCGGAUUCCUCCGCGUCGCCUAGGAAACGGCCGGGUGAAGCGACCGCCGCCUCCUCGGAGAUCAAAGCCCUGCAGCAGACCCGGAGGCUCCUGGCGAACGCCAGGGAGCGGACGCGGGUGCACACCAUCAGCGCAGCCUUCGAGGCGCUCCGGAAGCAGGUGCCGUGUUACUCAUACGGGCAGAAGCUGUCCAAACUGGCCAUCCUGAGGAUCGCCUGUAACUACAUCCUGUCCCUGGCGCGGCUGGCUGACCUUGACUACAGCGCCGACCACAGCAACCUCAGCUUCUCCGAGUGUGUGCAGCGCUGCACCCGCACCCUGCAGGCCGAGGGGCGCGCCAAGAAGCGCAAGGAGUGACCGGCCCUGGGCUAGACCCAGGACGCUGCUGUGAGCCCUCUUUCCAGUCAAGCCUGAGGAGAAGGCGAGCUCGCCCAGUCCAGCCUCCUCUUCCUCUCCGAGAUGCCACCAGACGCUCAGAUCACCACCUGUCAGGGUCGGACAGGAUCACGCCCGCCUCCCUUUCACCCUGCUGCCCUCCCGCAGCCACUCCGCAGUGACUUCGCACCUUGCCCUCCACCCGGUGGGGAGGGGAGAGCUCAGCCUUCCCCUUGCCCGGGGCCCGAGGCCCACCAUCUGGCUGCAGAGAUUCGUGGCCAAAGAUUCGACAGACACUGAACAAAAUGUGGUGAGCAAACCCCACGGUGAGAAGCCACACGGUUGCUCUGUGACUUGUGCUCCUCUUGUUGCCCAAGUCCCAUCUCAAGCCAAAGACGAGUCAGCAGUUCCACUAGGAACUCACGGAAGGUUGGACACUUGGUGACCUUGGAAGCGUGUGGUCCUCUGACUCAGAACUUUCUUUCCACACGGGGCCCUAAGUCAGCUGGGUGCAAGAUGAGCCUUCUGGGGGCUGUGAGAGGCAGGCUGGGGAUGCCUGUAGGGAGUGGGAUCUGAGAUCCCGGCCCCUUCUCUCCCUCCCACUGGCUGCCCAGGCCUCUGACCCUGAUUCUCCAUGUUCCCUGGGCCCAGGCUCCUUCUUGGGCUCUGAGCAUCGUGGGAAGGGAGUAAGGAGGGAAAGAAGCAUACUGACCACCCCGUACCCCAGCCCAGGGACUGGCUCCAAGGCAACCUGCCUAAGGGUAUUUGCAACCCAAGCCAGCCCAGCCAGCCACUCCUUGCCAGUGGCCCGCCCUCCUGGCUGGGCAAACAAGAUGGCACCCGGCUUGGGGGCCAGUGGUCUGUUACAGGCUGUGCAGGGGGCCAGAGGGGAGGAAGGGACCAGGGGAGCGGGCUGGUAUGUGGGGGAGGGGGCCAUGUUCAAAAGCCAAGGCCUGCUCCUUCCUUGUACUCAAAAGGCCAAAGCUGUUCACAUCUGUGCUCAACCAUCUGCUUCAAAUUGAAGUAAAAGCCCCAACAUGUAAAGAAA